Molecule: messenger RNA, 1518 nt
Organism: Fusarium subglutinans
Lineage: Eukaryota; Fungi; Ascomycota; Sordariomycetes; Hypocreales; Nectriaceae
Product: transcriptional activator Mut3p
Exons: 3
Coding region: 1-1518 (505 amino acids)
Biological process (GO): DNA-templated transcription
Molecular function (GO): zinc ion binding; DNA binding
Source: RefSeq, a predicted model, not a curated record
AUGUUUUCUCCAGCGAGCGAUGCUCAUGAUCGCAAUCCAACUUAUUUAGAGGGUUUGCGUUUGGUGAAUGGUAAUCCGCUCUUCGGCCCACAAGGCCAGCAAUGGAUCAAAAGCAGGACAGGCUCGACCAUUUCACCAAAUAUCAUCGACAAGUACCGUCUGCCCUACCUAUGCUCCACCAGGCCCCCCCUUUCAAACGAUAAUCACAAGAUUCUAAAGCUUCCCGACCGUCAGAUUGUCGAGGAGCUAGCAGCGCGAUUUUGUUCAUCUCCCCAAUCUCUUGUCUUCCCCCUGUUGAGCCUUGACUGCUUCAUGCUGAGAACGCUGCCUCUCGCAUAUAUGUCUGGUACUAAACGGCAUGCCACCAGUGCGAAGUGUUGUGCGUACGGAGUCCUGAUCAUGAGCGACAUCUUUGGCCUUGACUCAGGCGACGAGAUGGCUGAUAUUGGUUCCUGGUGUCAGAGAUAUGCUUUGGAAAUCGAAGGUUCAAUACCUACCAUCUUACGCGAGAUGAGGGUUGACGGGCUUGAGGCGUUGAUGAUGCUCAUGAUCUUUAAAUACUUUAUGGGAGAUUUGGAAUCUGCAUCGUUCCUCGUUUCAGUGACCUCGCGCUUCUUGAUUCAACUCGGCGCGCAUCUAUACCCUUCUCCUUCAGACGCUUACAACAUAGACCACGAUGCUCACCAUAUACGUGACCUCUUUUGGGUCUGCUACUGCAUUGAUAAAGACUUGUCUCAUAGGACUGGUCAACCACCUACCAUCAACGACGAUCACUGCGACCUUACGCUACCUCCUAACUACGUCCAGAUGCAGACCUCCAAUAUCCUAAGUUUGAGCCCAUGUUCAAGUCGCAGCUCCUCCACCGUGCCGCUCUAUCCAUGGGACAUUCGACUCUCGGUCAUGAAGUCAAAGAUCUACAAUGACCUCCACUCAAUAGGUGCUUCUAGACUAUCAGAGGCGGAAAUACUGAGAAGGAUACGGCACCGAGAUGAAGACUUGGAAGCUUGGAGGGUGACUCUUCCAUCUGACCAUCGACCGACCUUGUCGUUCCUGGAGCAGACACCUGUUGAUGCCCAUACAAAUACGCAGGCAAUCAUGCUUCGACUAUCAUAUCACCACUGCGUUAUUCUCAUCCAUCAAGCCCGAUGCAGAGUCUUUCAAUCAGAUAAACCCAUCGACGACUUGAUCGAUGACGGCCAUAGGAUUAACUUCCAGAUUCUAAUCGACGCCUCAAGAUCUAUCUUGAUUUACCUGGAAAAGGCACUACCUGUCCUGGCCCACGAGUGCUUCUGGGUCAUCAUCUUCUACCCGAUGACAGCCAUCUUGACCAUCUUCUCUGUCGCGCUGCUCGAUAGCCGAUCGGACCCAGAGAACGAAAAACUUAAGCUGCUGCAAGGUUUUACACAGUUGAUCAGGCAAAUUCCUAUCAAAAGGCUCACAGUCGCUGAGAUAUCACAUUUGGAGUUUAUAGAAGAGGUCGUGGAGGAGAUGAGCAGAUUAGUGCUACUCACUCCAUGA